GUUGCUGCGCGCAGGUAAAGAACAAGCGACUCCGAAAGGAAACAUUUAUCCUCGGGUGAAAGCAAACAGUGGGAUGGGAACUGGCCGUCCGCACAAAGCUCUUCGCGCGGAACAACCACGAAGGCGACACAUUUAAGUUCGUGGAGGAAGGUGUGGGUAGGGAGGGAGGGGGGGGGGGGGGGGAGAAGAAAGUGCUGUUGUGUCAACCGUCGUUUGUGUCGCGGGCACGCUUCUCCGCAGCAGCAACUUGGACAGCUGCGUGCUUGCCAGCCAGCAACAAAGAAUGAAAGCAUUCAAACGAACUCUAGAAGAAGAGCGUCACAUGGAGCUGGAGCAGUCUUCUGCGAUGUCGGACAGCGAUGACGGCUCGCCGCUUGACCUAUCAGGAAGGGGACUCUUUGGGAAGCGCCGUCGUCGUGGCAACCUGCCCAAAGAAGCGGUGCAGAUUCUAAGGAGCUGGCUGUACGAGCACCGCUUCAACGCUUACCCCUCAGAGCAGGAGAAACUCAGUUUGUCCAGCCAGACCAACCUCUCUGUGCUGCAGAUAUGUAAUUGGUUCAUUAAUGCACGCCGCCGCCUCCUGCCUGACCUGCUCCGAAAAGAUGGCAAAGACCCCACCAAGUUCACAGUCUCCCGUAAAUUGAGUGGCAAGAAUGAGGGCCACUCGUCUGCUGGAGGCGGCGCCAGCUCCCCUGAGACCCACUCGUCCAGCUCCAAUCAACAGCGCCCGUCUGUCAUCCGCACGGCCCCUACAUUGGACCUUAGCAUCCUCGGAAACACCGCCACCGCUAUUCUGACCGGAGCGGGCUAUCCCGGAAAUGACAGCUCUGUUCAGGCGCUGAUGAGGCUUGACACUCAAAGACUGCUGAGGGAGGCCGAGGAGCAAAGAGCUAACACGACGACAUCAACAGCAGCAGCAGCGAGCCCCACUGGCGGGCUCUUCAACACACCUCCCCCGACUCCCCCUGAACUCAUUCCCACUCAGGAUUUUAGUGAUCUGAGGCUUCUGGUUGACGCAGCGCUGCAGAGGGCAGCAGAGCAGGAGAACCUGAACCGGAUCCAGGAGAGUCUAAACAUUCCGAAAGAGACUGUAAAGACUGAGAAGGUGGAGUCUCAGAGUAGCUCUUACACUACUGACAUGGGCCCCACGCCUCCUCCUGAAGACCGCCAGCAAGUCUUGGAUCCAAGCAGGGUCCAGAGUCUGAUGGAGAAGGCUAUGGCAGUCGCUGUGCCAGCCAGGGCUCCAGCUACUCUUCAGUCUUCUGCUACAUCUGCACCAGCUUCAGUCCUGGUCUCAGCCCCCAGAUUGCCCCCCCUUCCCAUGACCAAAGUAAUUUGGAGUCCACUAGAUAAGGACUCCAAGCAGUCACAGCUCAUCCCAGCUCACGUGCCAGCCUUGGUUACGGUGUUCGGGCACCCAAAGUCUGAGAAGCAUUGUACCAACACAGAUCCAUCUCCAGCCUCAAAUAGUCCUCCAGCGCCCGUGAUUAGGCCAGCUACGGUGCCAUCACCAGCACCGGUCCCGGCUACAGGUUCUACCUCCGUCACUGCCACAAGCCAGGCCUCAUCAGCAGCUGUUGCUCUUGUUCCAGCCACUCCUCCUCCAAGCAUCCCUUCGUUCACAGCCCCACUUUACCUGCCCUUCCACAAAUCCCCGAUAUUCUCCCUUGCUGCGCCGUCACCGGUGUCGCCUCCCCUCCUCCCCUCUCCGGUCGUUACCACUGGUCAAGCUCCCUCUCAGUUCCUCAAAUCGUCGAGGUCGUCGGUCACGCCUCUCCUGGGCCUCUCGCCACACCUCACCACAGCCAGCAGCAGCAGCAGGGGUAGCUCAUUGAGGAAUUCAGCAGUGGUGCCCAGCGUUUGGAGCAUGGUCCACGCAGAUGCCAGGCAGUCCAGUCCCCUCCAAGUAGUGAAGGCCCCCAUCACCAGCACAGUGUGGGGCCCACAACACACGGCCUGCACACAGUGAGUGGAACGUGAGUGUUUACCUAUUUUUGCACCAGAGUGGGACUGGCUGUGUUUAAAAAAAAAAUAUAUAAAAAAAAAAAAAACAACAACAAAAAACAAUGUAUUUUCAUCACCACUCCUGAGUGAAUUGAAGCGUGCCUCUGACAUACAGGACUCGUCUUCCUCUUUUGCUCUUCUUUUAAAGAGCUGCUGGUUUAAGCAACUUUUUCUUCUUUUUUUAAAUGCUCUAGAAUCAAGCAGCUGCUGUUACCAACACUGUGAGCGUUCCAUUCAGUGCACAUGAAUAGUAGUGUGCGGUUUGUGAUGCCUUCAGUAGCAAUCUUUCUCGAAAUUACAAAAGGUAUUCAAACAUGUUCCAAUGGUUACAUUUGUUUUUACUCUGUUACACUAACAUAGUCCUCGUUUUUACAAUUCAAAAGAUCCUCAUUGGCUUUUUUUCUCAUGGGGGUUAACUGGAUUAAAUUAUGACUUUCUUCAGUAAUGCUGUACCAUUUUUUUUUUUUUCCCCAAUCACCUUGUCUUUAUUUUAUUGCCAAAGGAUUUUUCUUUCUGUGUGAUGUUAUCAUUACGAACCACUCUGUUCUGGUCCUUUUUUGCCAUCCAUUCCAACAGUAUUGUCCUUGAGGGGCUUGCGGAAUGAAAGGAGCGGGUUACAUUGGGUCUGAAACUGAAGUCGAUGGCGGUGUAGUGUGUAGCAGCUCGAUGACAUCAUUCUCAUCGUGCCUCUCCGUUACAUCUGACUCUGCACCUUUUUGUCUGAGGCAAUAGACUUAAGUGACCUUGUGAGACCCUAGCUUACUAUUUUGCCAAAGCUGAACGUUGUAAAACUGAGAAAUGUUUAUGAAGGCAUCUUUCAUGUUUUUCCCCUUUUCAUCUGUGCUUUAGAAAUGUCCAAUCAUUCAUGAAAUCGUAGUUUCCAUGAAACUGUCUUUAGAAUAACUGCAAAAUAUUUGUGCGGCUGAAUGUCGAUGUCAUAGAGAUACUGUAGCAGAACUGUCAGGUUCCUGUUUACCAGAGUCAUUGAACCAUGGCCAGUUUGUACCAUUACGUAUGUUGCAUGUGCAAAGAGAUGGGUGACUUUUUGAUGCCGCUCCAGUUCCUUCUAGCUGUUUGUUCACUUAGAAUCUCAAUACUGUCAGUUCUUUUCACGUUUUGUUCAUGUUAUUAAUGGAUGUGCAUGUAUACCUCAUUUUACACAGGUCACGCCAGCAUUAGGUCUUGCUUAGAGAACUAAUUAUUAAAGUAAAUUUUUUUUCUUUUUGUUUUUUUAUUAUUAUAUAUUUUUUUAAAAUCAUUAUUACUACUACUACAAUGUGGGUUGUGAUUCUGGAGAUGCCUGGUUAAAAGAAUUAAAGGAAAAUGUUUUAGAAUAGCAUGAUUUUGUAUGUUUUAGAUGGUUGACAUUCCAAUUGGGAAAAACUCAUGUAUGUAAAUAUUUACAAGGUCAAGGCGUUUUAGUUUGGUAAUGACAUAUUUAUCUCGGAAAUUGUCAUUUCUUCACUGCCAAACCCAUUCAAAAAUCUUGAUGUUACUGACAGUUAGCAGUGUGACUGGCUUUUGUGCCUUAAACCUUCGACUGAGGGAUUGAUGAUGUCCCCCCAGACCCAGUUUGUUUGUUUAUUUAUAUAUAUAUAUAUAUAUAUAUAUAUAUAUAUAUAUACAUACACACACACACAUGCGCUCAAUAGUUUGUGCAAUAUAUGCCUUAAACUUUAAGUGAGUUUUGUAUCAGCAUUUCAAAGUAA
Phycodurus eques (leafy seadragon) is the source of this 3713-nucleotide messenger RNA. Its product is annotated as mucin-5AC. Gene Ontology annotation, molecular function: DNA-binding transcription factor activity, RNA polymerase II-specific; RNA polymerase II cis-regulatory region sequence-specific DNA binding. The transcript has 3 exons. Lineage: Eukaryota; Metazoa; Chordata; Actinopteri; Syngnathiformes; Syngnathidae. The record is from RefSeq and is a predicted model, not a curated record. Gene Ontology annotation, biological process: regulation of transcription by RNA polymerase II. Bases 284 to 1969 code for a protein of 561 amino acids.